Seminavis robusta is the source of this 1106-nucleotide messenger RNA. The record is from the annotation of a GenBank genome assembly. Lineage: Eukaryota; Bacillariophyta; Bacillariophyceae; Naviculales; Naviculaceae.
AUGACAAGAAGAAAAAGCCUGCGGAGAUUACUUCCCUCUCCAGUGAUUGUGUGGGCGCUCUGUUUUACCCCCACGACGGCUUUUACCUCAUUCAAGGUGGGAUCUCAUGUUCUGCAAAAGACUCCAUUAGCUGCCAAGGGUUCUGGCCGCAAGAAAAACAGCGGCCGAGGUGGUGGCCAAGGAUUUGGAGGAGGCGCACCCCCUGAAAAGACCUAUGACAAGGUGGCUACCACUCCUCGCGCUGACGUGAUCGACACUGAAUCGGCCAUGAGAGAAUUUUUCAGCGCGAAUGAAGAAUGGCAUCCCAUGUUUCUGGAUUUUGCCACAAGUUCGUCGGUACCAGCCAUGACCUUUCUUGGAAAUUCGAUGGAUCCUGCUGCUACGUUGGCGUUUGACUUUGACAAUACACGAGACAGUGACCCGUGGAGACGAUUGGAUGGGAUUCCCACCGGUGACGCCGACCGAAAGGUGCUGGAAGAUGUUUUGAAUUGCAUGGAAGCCAGUUUAAUUGAUAUACCGGUGAAUGAACAAACCAAAGAUGAUGACGAUGAUCUGCAAUUCUUAGAAGAAGGACGCAGACUGUUAGCAAUCUCCCGUUUUCACGUCCUCCAAGGAGUCACUGGGGGUAGCGUGGAAUGCUAUGAUGCUCUGUUUUCAACAUGCUGGAGCGAGCUGAUGGAAUUGCGCUUUAAAAAUGAAGCCAGUACAGGUUCCUUGAUUGUUGUACCAGACUAUGACUUUGGGAAUCUUCAGAGAUUCACAGACAUGAACUUGCUUCGACCAUUGGAAUGGCUGGGGUUGCAAACAGAUUUUGAAGUUACCAGCUUGCACCGCGGAAGUCCGGCCAUUAGAUUGUUGCACAAGUUGCAAGACAUGCCUGAUGAACCUUGGAAUGAAGGAAUUGAUGGUGACGUGGAUUCCUCGACACAACUUUAGGCUUUGAUGGCACAGGAAAAGCAAUGUACGGAGGAGGCUACAGCGAAUAGACGACAUAGACAAGGGCUGUAUGGAGCAUGCUAAUAACGACGGAGGAGGACGACAAGCAGCAGCUCUGUAUUGUUUACACACAAAAAAGCAAAAGUAUAAACACAACUAGCUAGUUAUUC